CAGAGCGUCAACUAUAGGAGAACCCGCAGCAACCCCACUGGCUGGAAAAAGGAACUCGUGCAGGGAAGCCCCGCUCCUAACACCGGAAGUAGCGAAACAGCCGCCCUUCCGGGAUACGUUGUGAACUUUCCCAGUAUGACUCAGUAUCACUGAAACAGGAGUCAAGAGAGACCGUGCGUCUGUCUAGCCCAUCAAACUCUAUUCGUGCGACGAGGAGUUCGCUUCGUCGAGACACCAUGGAUGUCUUGAACGAGACCUCGCCUUCCAACGCAACCGUCUUCUCGUUCUCGACGGCGCCUUUCACGGAUGUCUUCAACGGGACCUCACCUCCCGACACAACUGUCUUCACGUUCUCGACGGCACUCUUCACGGAAGCAUUCACGGAACAAGUGACCAACGGAACCGUCCCUAAUGGUACUACCGUUCCUCUUCUCUUCAAGGACUAUCCCCGGGUAGUCCUGAAUACUGGAUUCGCGUUUCUCGUCAUGUUCUCAAUCUUCGGUGUCUUCGCAAAUGCCAUCUCGAUGUUGGCUCUGGGACGAUCUUCGAAACUGACGAAUGCCACAACGGCCCUCCUGAUGAACCUGUGCUUCAGUGACAUACUCUUCAGCGGAACGAGCACACCGUUCGCCGUGACUGUCUUCUGGUACGGUGACUGGGUGUAUCCUCACCACAUCUGCGUCGUCUAUGGCAUCACGAGAUUCUUCAACGUGGGCGCAUCUAUUUUCACCGUCAUGGCAAUAUCGAUAAAUCGCCUCGUUAUCAUAUCGUACCCCACGCGGUACAAGCAGAUAUUCAGUGUUGGUAACAACCUACUCUUCGUUACUGCAACGUGGCUUCUAACGUUAGCGCUGCUUAUCUUGCCAACCGGAAGUAUUUGGGGACGGUUCGCUUGGGAUGCCGCAAUUGGAACCUGCAGCGUGGUUCCCUACAGGGGCAGGAGCAGCAAGGCAUUCUUAUUCAUGUUCGCCUACUUCGUCCCGACGGUCGUAUUUGUCGUCUGCUACAGCAGGAUUUAUUACGUGGUAAGGAGGACGCGCCAGAACUUGAAACGGUACGACAGUGGAAGACGCAAGCCCACGGAGUUCGUCGCCGACUUAACCAGGCGGAUCGGCGAGUUGAACAAGCAGGAAGCUGAGAAGCAAAGAAAGAGGUCUGACGAAAAAGACAUGCGACUGUUGAGGAUGGUACUGGUGAUCUUUGUGACAUUCACAAUGUGCUACCUGCCGCUGCUCGUGCUGAAAGCGUUCAGGCUCCUGGACGACUACCCCGGAGUGCAGGUCUUUGCGUACUUGACCUUCUACUUUUCCGGUUGUGUGAACCCGAUCAUCUACAUCUGUAUGAGUCGGGAGUACAGAAAGUCCUAUUUUGAUCUGUUUAGAAGAGUGCAAGGAGCGACGUUAUCGGACACGACUGGAAGUCGCGAGACGCCUCUGACGCGCACCACGGAGCUAUGAGGAGGACAUAGGCGUUCUAUAGGAGCUCCGAAGACGUCGACAAACUCUUCGGGUGACCCAUGCUGGAAAUGGAGUACCGCAGUGCCGUAGAUGAUGCUCGAAGAGACGGACCUUGUUCGAUCUGGGGUCCCCUGAAACAGGUCUCGAGAGACGAACAAUACUUUUAUGUACAUCUCAGAGGCCUACUCUACAGGUCGAGAGGUUCUCCUCUGAGAUUCGUAUUGAAUAGCGAGUCUCCGCAGCAGUUUUGCUUGGAAAAUCAUCUACUUCACGGCUUCCAUUGAAGACCUUAAUGGUGUCUUGUACGUCGCAUGCAAAUGUGUAUCUCUUUGUGUCUCUACGCUGCAGCUUCUUGUACAGUGAGUGCGUCAGCUAGUGUACAUUGAAAUUAACAGGAAUGCAGUGACUGCUCGUUCCACUACAGAUUAUGGUGAUCGACUGAACAGGUGCCGUUUAUCCAUGUAGGAUAAUGUGACCAGACGUCCCGAUUUAGGCUGUCCCACUUUUACGGUUGUAGUCCCGCUGUCCCAUCGGCCUACAUAUGGGACGGCGUCUUGUCCCGGUUUUAGCUGCAGCGAAACCCGAAUGGAAAAAAGAAAAAUAUAUAGAGAGUGGAGAAGAGCUCUGAACUUUCUGGUGACCUUUUUCGGCUCGCAUCUUUCCGCGGUCUAGCCAAUGGGACAUUCAGACGUCUUUGUGCUAUCACAGAGCCAAUAUUUGCGCACGCUUUGCUCAUCAAGCUGCCUCAGUUGGAACACUGUAUUGGUAUAAUGGUAUAUCACCGCAGCUCUGACAACAAUGAUAACAUUGAACUGCAAGUUCAGCGAGUCUCGGCUGAGCUUUUCCCUUCAUAUCAGAUAUACGAAGACACACUAAACAGGUUGCGCUCUGGUCAAUGUAUUUUAUGUGCGCUUUAUGUGACACGUCAAAAAAAAAAAAAAGAAAAUGUAAAUGAAAAGAACAUUAAGUGAAAACAAAUAAAUAAAAUAACAGCGUGUAGCAUAGGCGAAAUAAAAAAAAAACUUUCUAUCUGCG
Messenger RNA from Ornithodoros turicata, 2492 nucleotides. Its product is annotated as G-protein coupled receptor moody-like. Bases 237 to 1457 code for a protein of 406 amino acids. Gene Ontology annotation, cellular component: membrane. Gene Ontology annotation, biological process: G protein-coupled receptor signaling pathway. Gene Ontology annotation, molecular function: G protein-coupled receptor activity. Lineage: Eukaryota; Metazoa; Arthropoda; Arachnida; Ixodida; Argasidae. The record is from RefSeq and is a predicted model, not a curated record. The transcript has 2 exons.